GGGGUGCGAGCAAGGGGAGGAGUGCAAGAAAAACCGGCAAAGUGUCUUCUUGGGGGCAGCCGGCGUGCUCUGAAGGGGUUGUGCGGCAAAGGUGACCAGCAGAGCAGGAUGAUUUUUCCCAAAUGGGAGAAGGAGAUGAGGAAGAAUAUGUUUUAGAAGAAGGAGAGUUCGUGGAAGGAGGAGGCGUAGGAGAGGAAGAGGAAGGAGAGGGAGAGGAAGGAGAGGGAGAGGAAAAGGAAGAGGAAGGAGGAGGCGAAGGAGAAGAAGAACAAGAAGAAGAAGAAGAAGAAGAAGGAGGAGAAAAAGAAGAAGAAGAAGAAGAAGAAGAAGAAAAAGAAGGAGGAGAAAAAGAAGAAGAAGAAGAAGAAGAAGAAGAAGAAGGAGGAGAAGAAGAAAUAGAGGACGAGGAUGAAGAUCCAAUGGAGGAGGACGGCAGGUGGCAUAGAGAGUUCCUCGAGUCGAGGCCUGUUCGCAGCGACUUCAAGUACUUCUUUUGGGUCAUGUAUGUCACAACUGGAUUAGCUUAUCUUCACGUCAAGACCAGCGGCAACAGUGUCUAUGUACAAAUCGGCGAAAUUUUAUUUGCAGCGCACGUGACGGAAAAAUAUCUCAUCGCGGAGUUAUGGGUCGUUAUCAAGGAGGAAACAGAAAAAUCACAAACUCCAACGACCAUGACGACGAUGGUCACGAAGGGUGGCUCGAAAGCGAGGUCGCAGCGCCCCAAAGAUGUGAUUUCUCCUCAAACCAUUGUCGGGUCUUCCGGUAGUCUGGAAAGGGGAUCCGGCACAAAGACGAUUUCCGGGAAGAUUCGUGGGAAGAAAACAGUCAUGCCGGGUCCGCCUCAUCCGGAAGGGCAACGGGAGGGGAAGGGAAGGGGAGAGGAACUCCAAGUACCCCAAGGUUUCUUGUCGAAUGAGCGCAUGGAAGAUUUGACAAAAACUUGGGAGGAGUUCAAAAGUUUGAAGGAGAAGAAACUUUCACACGAGUCCUUUUUGCUGCCGAUGAGAUGUUUGAAGAGGCCACCCCUGGUGAAUGGGAAAAUACCAAUGGAGGUGAGAGAGUCGGACGAGGACCAUGUGAAGUCCAUCAUGGACUCCAUGUUGAAGCAGCCAACUGGAGAUCAUCUUCCCUUCGUUGGCCUCGUCGACCCUGCCCAGGCCGGGCGCAAAGAAGACUAUGACAUUUUUGUGCUUGGUGAUGGCCACAGUCGGAAAGCGAGGGAGCGGUUAGCACGCAUGAACCCCGACAACGAGGAGUAUCAGUACAAUGUCUGCUAUGUUUACGUUGGCCUCAAGAUCGAUGAGGCGAGGCAGGUUGCCCACAGGCAUAACCUUGCGGCGGGUUACCACAGGGACUUGAGCUUCAUCGAGAAGCUCAGGUGCUGGUGCCAAGUCUUUGAGAGCAGGGGGUGCAUUUGGGAGCUCAUGUGUAAGAUCAUGAGCACGUGGCAGAAGGGCGAGGUCAAAGGCCAAAAACUGAAGUUGGCUGCGAGGAGCUUCUUGAAAGCGGACCAGGAUCUGGAAACGAGCGAGUUUGACGGCGCGAAGAAAAGCCAGCAUGGGAAGAGGCUUGAUAUGGCGGCUGCGAAGGAACAAGAAAUGGCGCUUCUUUAUCCUCGGGUGCAACUGCAGGGUAACAAGGUCCCCAUGGUUGCCGAGGAUAUGCCAGCGCAACACUGGAUAGCCAUGGGUAGUAUGGCUCCAGAGAACGCCGUCCCUAUCCUCCUUGAGGUCAUUGCGAAGCAGAUCUCGCUCAAGGAGAUGGAGAAGAAGUUUCAGCUUGUCAAGCAAAUCGCCUACGUCUGCAAGGCAUUCGCAGUGGGGUUGGGCGCUGCUAACUUCAAGGAGGUCGAGAAGGAGUAUCCUCUCCACACGAAGAAAGAGCUUUUGUAGAAGUUCGUUGGUGGCAUCAGAAGGGGUCAGGCGAGUAUCCCUGCACUAGAUGGCCAUAUUAAACGGGCUAC
This is a messenger RNA of Chara braunii, 1963 nucleotides long. The record is from the annotation of a GenBank genome assembly. Lineage: Eukaryota; Viridiplantae; Streptophyta; Charophyceae; Charales; Characeae.